AUGACCCUGAAGCUGACCCUGAAUGCCCUGAGGAAAGGCGGCAAGGCUAAGGUUGGCAAGGCCAAGACCACCAAGAAGGUAUCCAAACAUAAUGCCAAGGCAGCGAAGCAUCGGGUGGAAAAGCUCAGCGCCGACAUAACCGAUGUCGAUGAGAUCCACCAGCUUUUAGGGGAAGCGUUACGCCAGAAGGAGCCGCCCCGGCUGACGGCUCUCAAUAUCAAGGAGCUUAAAGAGGACUACGAAAAGGAUGUUGCCACUAAGGAGAAGAAUAAGGCCGCUGCCAAGGAUCUCGAGGACCAGUUGGAGCUCAUCACCAAAAUGGGAUUCUGA
Messenger RNA from Diutina rugosa, 330 nucleotides. RefSeq lists its product as uncharacterized. Lineage: Eukaryota; Fungi; Ascomycota; Pichiomycetes; Serinales; Debaryomycetaceae. The transcript has a single exon. The coding region runs from base 1 to 330 and encodes 109 amino acids. The record is from RefSeq and is a predicted model, not a curated record.